Messenger RNA from Cyphomyrmex costatus, 1376 nucleotides. RefSeq names its product mevalonate diphosphate decarboxylase (gene Mvd). Gene Ontology annotation, biological process: isoprenoid biosynthetic process; isopentenyl diphosphate biosynthetic process, mevalonate pathway. The record is from RefSeq and is a predicted model, not a curated record. Bases 213 to 1376 code for a protein of 387 amino acids. The transcript is spliced from 9 exons. Gene Ontology annotation, molecular function: diphosphomevalonate decarboxylase activity. NCBI's taxonomy places the organism in Eukaryota, Metazoa, Arthropoda, Insecta, Hymenoptera, Formicidae. Gene Ontology annotation, cellular component: cytosol.
AGUAUGGCUUAAACUUAAGACGGUCUUGAAUAUAAGAACUGACUAUGAAUACAGGCCUAUGUCUAGUCUAGCUAGGUUUUUACAAAUCUAUGGUGAUACACGUGGCUUUUUUUUCGGUAUAUAUAAUAUAUAAAAACGCUGAUACGCUGAUAUAAUGAUGACAUUGGAGAUUGGACACGAAGCGAGUCGCGCAGAUAAACACAACCUCAAUCAUGAGUACUAUUACUUGCAUUGCACCAGUUAAUAUUGCAGUUAUUAAAUACUGGGGAAAGAGGGAUGAAUCCUUAAAUUUACCAACCAAUGAUUCCAUAAGUGUAACUUUAGAUACAGCUCAGCUACAUGCAAAAACUACUGUUAUGCUCAAAUCUCAUUUCAAAGAAGAUCGUAUCUGGUUGAAUGGAAAAGAAGAAGAUAUACAAAAUACAAGACUUCAAAAUUGUUUAACAAUGAUUAGAAAACAUUCGCAAUUAUCUGGGUAUACAGAAAAUUGGAAGGUUCAUAUAUGUUCGAAGAAUAAUUUCCCAACUGCUGCUGGUUUAGCUUCUAGUGCUGCAGGGUAUGCAUGUCUUACGGCAGCAUUAGCCAAGCUUUACAAAAUAGAUGGAGACAUUAGUAGGAUAGCACGUUCUGGUUCUGGAUCAGCAUGUCGCAGUGUUAUGGGUGGUUUUGUAAGAUGGUAUAUGGGUUCGAACAAGUGUGGGAUAGACAGUUUAGCAAAGCAAAUCGUGCCUGCAUCUCAUUGGCCUGAAAUGAGGAUUUUAGUGCUAGUGGUUAGCGAUGAACAAAAAAAGGUUCCAAGUACAGUAGGUAUGAAACGAAGCAUGGAAACAUCUCAACUCUUGCAACAUAGAAUAAUGCACAUAGUCCCAGAACGAGCGAAUAAAAUGCAACAAGCAAUAGUUGAGAAGGAUUUCAAAACUUUUGCCGAACUCACUAUGAAGGAUUCUAAUCAGUUCCAUGCCGUGUGUUUGGAUACAUAUCCUCCAUGUAUUUAUAUGAACAAUAUUUCUAACAAUAUCAUGAAUCUUGUACAUUCCUAUAAUAAUGCAGUUAACGACGUGAAGGUUGCUUAUACUUAUGACGCUGGGCCGAAUGCUACAUUAUAUUUAUUAGAGAAAGAUGUACCAGUGGUAAUAGGUGUUUUAGAUCAUGUUUUUCCUCCUCCUUCUGACAACGCUAUCGAAUAUAGAAGAGGAUUGCCUGUAGAAGGAAUUAAACCUUCUCAAGGUCUCUUGGAGAAAUUAAAGUUUCAAAAGUAUCCACCAGGACAACUUAAAUAUAUGAUAUACACUAAAGUGGGAGAUGGACCUAUAUAUCUCGAUAAUUUACAGGAUCAUUUGUUAGAUAAUUACGGUAACCCUGUUAAUUGUUCUUGA